GGUCACCAAGGAUGUGUUAAUUGUCUUCAGUGGAAUGAAGAUGGCAGCAUUUUAGCGAGUGGUUCUGACGACUGCUGUGUAAUACUGUGGAAUCCACACACAUACAAGAACCUUCUUACCCUGGCGACUGGUCACGCCGGUAACAUAUUCUCCGUAAAGUUUUUGCAAAAGCGAUUGCUUGCCACCGGCGCCGCAGACACAAAAGUUCGUGUUCAUGACAUUGAGAAGAAAAAGACUAUACAUGUAUUUGGCUGCCACUUCGGAAGAGUCAAGCGCCUGGAGACUAUAGAAGGUGAACCCUUUGUAUUUCUCUCAGCUGCUGAGGAUGGAGCAAUUCGUCAGUUUGACAUUCGGUGUCCCCACAAUGUAAGUAUUAUUUUUGUCCAUUUUUUGAGGAAUACUUGCUAG
Messenger RNA from Dibothriocephalus latus, 408 nucleotides. Lineage: Eukaryota; Metazoa; Platyhelminthes; Cestoda; Diphyllobothriidea; Diphyllobothriidae. The record is from the annotation of a GenBank genome assembly.